AUGGACGUCGACUCAGAAGACAGGGCUGCCAGUGACCAGGAGCUCAACGCUCGUAUUAUCCAGGAGAUCAAUGACUUUAGAGCUGCAAGUCCUGGCAGUUUCAAACAAACGCUUCAUGCUCCCUGGGAACCAAUCCUCUUACUCGAAAUCAUGCUCUCAAAGUUUCUAGCCACUGGUACCAAGGCUCCUGAUACGAAUACAUGUGCUGACUACAUGUCCGAAACCCCAAUGCUAUGGGCUGGGCUUUCUGCAGCAUACAGCGCCAUGUCUUUCUCACAGCUGUUCAACCCUGUCUAUAUGCCAUUCUUAAGGGACCUUACCAAUCAGGAGGUCGGCAGGUUUCCGAGUCUUAGUGUUCACAACCUUGAAUCAGCGUUUAGAGAACCCUAUCAGGGAACAACACCCCAGUUACUUAUUAAGGUAUUGAAUGAGUAUUGGUUGUCGCGUGCGCGGCCACCAUCAGAGAGACCGUAUAAUUGGUCUUUGUCAAUUAUCCAGUCUUCAGGUAUGGGGAAAUCCAGAAUGGUCGAGGAAGCCACGUUCUCCAUAUUUACAAUCCCACUCAAUAUUUGUGAGGAGCUUGGCAAUGGUCACAAUACCUAUCCUCCUCCGGACAGGAAGUUUCGCAAUUAUUUUCAAGAACAUGGGAUGAAAAGCGAUCUUCUCCUACAAACAGAGUAUGCAGUUAUAUUGCACCUGCUAUUCACAAAGGCCGCCGCACUCCUCAAGGGACCCAUCUUCAAACAUAACAGCACAGCACCACUAGCACGGCAAUGGGCUAAUUAUCUCAAUGAAGGACGGACCGAUACCGAAGUUGGUAUGAAUAGGAAGGGGUUCCUGGAUUCUGUGGCCGAUCAGGCAAUGAAGGUGAUGUCUGGAGGCACUAAUGGUUGCUGCCACCUGCUGAAUUUUCUUGGGAAGAUCCGAUCGAGCCUAGGUGUCCAACUGGAACCGAACGGCUACAUAACUGCAAUGAAGAGGUCAUGCCAUGAGUUUACUAAAGCCUUCUCUGGCACUGGACUCAAAUGCAUUGUUUACUUUGAUGAAGCCCACCAGCUUACGGAACCCGUCCCACCGCAAACGCAAAACGAGACACGCCGUUGCUCACCCUAUCACAACCUUGGAAAAUUCUCAUCUUCAGAAAUUCGCUCCCUCGCAUGCCAACCAUCCAUCAGCUCGCAUGACUCAGGGCCACCGCCUCUUCCCUCCUUUUACUGA
Messenger RNA from Cantharellus anzutake, 1218 nucleotides. RefSeq lists its product as uncharacterized. NCBI's taxonomy places the organism in Eukaryota, Fungi, Basidiomycota, Agaricomycetes, Cantharellales, Hydnaceae. The coding region runs from base 1 to 1218 and encodes 405 amino acids. The transcript has 5 exons. The record is from RefSeq and is a predicted model, not a curated record.